Messenger RNA from Bipolaris maydis ATCC 48331, 231 nucleotides. The record is from RefSeq and is a predicted model, not a curated record. Lineage: Eukaryota; Fungi; Ascomycota; Dothideomycetes; Pleosporales; Pleosporaceae.
AGUGUUCAUACGUCCAAUGUGGUUAUGCUCCCGCCUAUAAAAUUAGCAUUCGGCUCUCCUGCAAUUAGUAUCUGCCGGAAUGGCCUCCAUCGAGCAGCAUCUGCCACAUCUCAUCCUUGCGACCUCUUAUGCUUAGUCAGUCGGCGCAUAAUAAGACUCUUGGUUACAUGGGUCUUAGACUUUUACACUUCGUUGCUUUUCAAGCUGAAACCAGGGUUAGCCCAACUAUAA